UAAUGAGGCGGGGCGCGGCGGCGGGCUGAGGAGCUGCUGGGCGGCGGCGGCGUCGGCGGGCUUGUAUCUGCCCGGCGGGAGCGGCGUCGGCGCGGGGUCACUAGCCAGCGCGAACCUGGACAUGGAGCCCCCCGGCGGAGGCCUGGGGCCCGGCCGCGGGGCCCGGGACAAGAAGAAGGGCCGGAGUCCGGACGAGCUGCCUUCGGCGGGCGGCGACGGCGGCAAAUCCAAGAAAUUUACUCUGAAGCGGCUCAUGGCAGAUGAGCUGGAGAGAUUUACCAGCAUGAGAAUUAAGAAGGAAAAAGAAAAGCCCAAUUCUGCACAUCGAAAUUCUUUAUCAUAUGGUGAUGAUCCCACAGCACAGUCAUUGCAAGAUGUUUCAGAUGAGCAAGUUCUAGUACUCUUUGAACAGAUGCUGGUGGAUAUGAACCUGAACGAGGAGAAACAGCAGCCUCUGAGGGAGAAGGACAUUAUCAUCAAGAGAGAGAUGGUGUCCCAGUACUUGCACACCUCCAAGGCUGGCAUGAGCCAGAAGGAGAGCUCCAGGUCGGCCAUGAUGUACAUUCAGGAGUUGAGGUCAGGCUUGCGGGAUAUGCCUCUGCUCAGCUGCCUGGAGUCCCUUCGUGUCUCCCUCAACAACAACCCUGUUAGCUGGGUGCAGACAUUUGGUGCUGAGGGCCUAGCCUCCUUAUUGGACAUCCUUAAACGACUUCAUGACGAGAAAGAGGAGACUGCUGGAAGCUACGAUAGCCGUAACAAGCAUGAGAUCAUUCGCUGCUUGAAAGCUUUUAUGAACAACAAGUUUGGAAUCAAGACCAUGUUGGAGACAGAAGAAGGAAUUCUGCUGCUGGUCAGAGCCAUGGAUCCUGCUGUUCCCAACAUGAUGAUUGAUGCAGCUAAGUUGCUUUCUGCUCUUUGUAUCCUGCCACAGCCGGAGGACAUGAAUGAAAGGGUUUUGGAGGCGAUGACAGAAAGAGCUGAGAUGGAUGAGGUGGAACGUUUUCAGCCACUGCUGGAUGGAUUAAAAAGUGGGACGUCCAUUGCUCUCAAGGUGGGAUGCCUACAGCUGAUCAACGCUCUCAUCACACCAGCUGAAGAACUUGACUUCCGAGUUCACAUCCGAAGUGAACUGAUGCGCUUGGGGCUGCACCAGGUGUUGCAGGACCUUCGAGAGAUUGAAAAUGAUGAUAUGAGAGUGCAAUUAACUGUGUUUGAUGAACAAGGGGAAGAAGAUUCUUAUGACCUGAAGGGACGGCUGGAUGACAUUCGAAUGGAGAUGGAUGACUUCAGUGAAGUCUUCCAGAUUCUCUUAAACACAGUGAAGGAUUCAAAAGCAGAGCCACACUUCCUGUCCAUCCUGCAACACCUACUCUUAGUCCGAAAUGACUACGAGGCCAGACCGCAGUACUAUAAGUUGAUUGAAGAAUGUAUUUCUCAGAUAGUUCUGCACAAGAAUGGGGCUGACCCCGACUUCAAGUGCCGGCACCUCCAGAUUGAUAUCGAGGGAUUGAUUGAUCAAAUGAUUGAUAAAACAAAGGUGGAGAAGUCUGAAGCCAAAGCUACAGAGCUGGAAAAAAAGCUGGACUCAGAGUUAACAGCCCGACAUGAGCUACAGGUGGAAAUGAAAAAGAUGGAAAGUGACUUUGAGCAGAAGCUCCAAGACCUUCAGGGAGAAAAGGAUGCAUUGGAUUCUGAAAAGCAACAAAUUGCCACAGAGAAACAGGACCUGGAAGCAGAAGUGUCUCAGCUCACAGGAGAGGUUGCCAAGCUGUCCAAGGAGCUGGAAGAUGCCAAGAAAGAAAUGGCUUCUCUUUCCGCUGCAGUAACUGCAGCGGCUCCUCCUAGCAGUGCUACUGCUCCCCUUGCCUCUCCUUUACCUGCUGACUCUGGCGCUGUUACUCUACCCUCACCCCCUUCUUUACCAGGAGAGGUUAGCACAGCCUCUGAACCCCCUCUUUCUGCGGGUGGGACCGUUGCUUCUCCACCACCACCACCUCCUCCUCCUCCUUUGCCUGGGGUUGCUUGCAUCCCCCCACCCCCUCCUUUGCCUGGGGGUGCUUCCAUCCCCCCACCCCCUCCUUUGCCUGGGGGUGCUUCCAUCCCCCCACCCCCUCCUUUGCCUGGGGGUGCUUCCAUCCCCCCACCCCCUCCUUUGCCUGGGGGUGCUUCCAUCCCCCCACCCCCUCCUUUGCCUGGGGGUGCUUCCAUCCCCCCACCCCCUCCUUUGCCUGGGGGUACUUGCAUCCUCCCACCCCCUCCUUUGCCUGGGGGUGCUUCCAUCCCCCCACCCCCUCCUUUGCCUGGGGGUGCUGGCAUCCCCCCACCCCCUCCUUUGCCUGGGGGUGCUGGCAUCCCCCCACCUCCUCCUCCCUUGCCUGGAGGACCAGGAAUGCUACCUCCCCCUCCCCCUCUUCCUGGUGGAAUCCCUCCACCCCCUCCAUUUCCUGGAGGCCCUGGCAUUCCUCCACCUCUACCUUUUGGAUUUGGAGUUCCUGCAGCCCCAGUUCUGCCAUUUGGAUUAACCGCAAAGAAACUUUACAAGCCAGAGGUGCAGCUCCGGAGGCCAAAUUGGUCCAAGUUUGUCGCUGAGGACCUUUCCCAGGACUGCUUUUGGACAAAGGUGAAGGAGGACCGCUUUGAGAACAAUGACCUUUUCGCCAAACUUACCCUUACCUUCUCUGCCCAGACCAAGAGUGAGUCCCUUCCUCUUUCGUGCAAAGGGCCGGUGUAGGACUUAGAACAUCCA
Molecule: messenger RNA, 2746 nt
Organism: Camelus dromedarius (Arabian camel)
Lineage: Eukaryota; Metazoa; Chordata; Mammalia; Artiodactyla; Camelidae
Product: protein diaphanous homolog 1
Exons: 17
Coding region: 122-2731 (869 amino acids)
Biological process (GO): actin filament polymerization; actin cytoskeleton organization
Cellular component (GO): actin filament
Molecular function (GO): small GTPase binding; actin binding
Source: RefSeq, a predicted model, not a curated record